CUGCCACAGAAAUCCUUGAGCUGAUCCAUAUCAAUACCCUGAGCACAAAGUUUGAUUCUAAAGUAACCUAUGAAUAGUUCAGACAAUUUCACAGUUCUACAGCCCUGACUCCAGUUAGCCGUCACAGCCCGGAUUAUAAACUGACAUCACAGUCCAGAUCAUAAAUCAAUUUUAAAGGCAAUAAUAAAAAUAUUCUUAUUCAUAUAAGGCACCUAACAAGGCAGUGUAAAAAAUACUAUAAUCAAGUAUGGAAUGAAUCCAUUUUACUAUAUAAGACUAAAGACUUACAAAAAUACUGAAAUGUGGCGAGGAUUCUUAACAUUCUUCUUUCUGUGCUCAAUAGAGGUCUCUGAAUCUGAGAUAUCCUCCACACAUGUGCCUUCAAUGCCCAAUCGUACCUUGACAACACAGGAUGGUCACUUAACCUGGGUACCAACAAGCAACGGAAGUGUGAUAAUGUUGGCCAAAAAUGUUCAAACAGAUACUACCAAGUCCGUUACUUUCUUGCCACUAAUCACCUUCAACAAUAGCCACACAAGAUAUAAAGUGACAAAGAACUAUUAUAGUACAAUGGUAAAUAUCAAAACACAAAGUAGAGGACACAACUUUGAUGAUGUGACAUUAAGCUCAAAUGGUGUGCCAACAAGAAAUGGAAAUACAACAAUGAAUACGGUGACACAAAGUACAACACAUAAUACUAGUGAUCUAACACGAAGCUCAAAUGCUGUGCCAACAAGAAAUGGAAAUACAACAAUGAAUACGGUGACACAAAGUACAACACAUAAUACUAGUGAUCUAACAUUUAGCUCAAAUGCUGUGCCAACAAGAAAUGGAAAUACAACAAUGAAUACGGUGACACAAAGUACAACACAUAAUACUAGUGAUCUAACACAAAGCUCAAAUGGUGUGACAUCAAGAAAUAGAAAUACAACAAUGAAUACGGUGACACAAAGUACAACACAUAAUACUAGUGAUCUAACAUUUAGCUCAAAUGCUGUGCCAACAAGAAAUGGAAAUACAACAAUGAAUACGGUGACACAAAGUACAACACAUAAUACUAGUGAUCUAACACAAAGCUCAAAUGGUGUGACAUCAAGAAAUAGAAAUACAACAAUGAAUACGGUGACACAAAGUACAACACAUAAUACUAGUGAUCUAACACAAAGCUCAAAUGGUGUGACAUCAAGAAAUAGAAAUACAACAACAAUAGAUAAUGUAAAAUAUAACAAUGGUACAAUUAGAAAUAUGGCAACAU
Owenia fusiformis is the source of this 1255-nucleotide messenger RNA. Lineage: Eukaryota; Metazoa; Annelida; Polychaeta; Sabellida; Oweniidae. The record is from the annotation of a GenBank genome assembly.